Messenger RNA from Lineus longissimus, 3819 nucleotides. RefSeq lists its product as uncharacterized. The transcript is spliced from 7 exons. Lineage: Eukaryota; Metazoa; Nemertea; Pilidiophora; Heteronemertea; Lineidae. The record is from RefSeq and is a predicted model, not a curated record. The coding region runs from base 1 to 3819 and encodes 1272 amino acids.
AUGCAGCUAAAAGCUGCAACUGCAGAUUCAUUUGGUAUUCGUGUGGCUGAUUACAGCCGGCAGAAUGAUACAGUGUUUACACUCAGUGCAGAGAACAAGCACUGGAAGAGGAAGUAUAUUGAGGAGCUUGCACUCAGGAGGGAGGAGGAGACGCUCAGGAAGAACGAGUUGACGAGUCUUCACGCAGAUAUCGCUGCAGUUGAAGUAAAGGCAAAAAACGACCAAAAAGAAUGGCGCUUGAGGGAGUUCGUCAGAAGCCAAGAGUACAGUCGGGCUGAAGAGGACUUUCGAAACAAGCAAGGGGAAUUAACAACCAAGUUGAACGAUAUGAAGUUUAAGUAUGGUUUAGAUAUAUUCAGUUUAGAAGAGAGGUUUAGCAAGGAGGCUAAAGAGAUUCGGAACGCUUGUGAUAGGAUGGUGGAAGAACGGCAGGAAGAUAGGGCAGAGACCGAAGCGAGGAUGAAGGUGCAGUUAGAUGAUACUCGCUCCAAGUCAGAACGACUGGCAGCCAUGGUCAGUAGGUUGAAAGAAGAGAGAGCAGUUGAUAAGAUGAUAGGAGAGAUGGCGGACUCUACCUACAUUGACAGCAAGUUGAGAGAGAAGGAGACAGAAUAUGACAGGCUGCAGGAGAGAUUUGUGAAGUUAGGGAAAGAGAAAGAGCGAGUCGUAAGGGAGGCGAAGGAAACCGAAAAACGGUUGAUGAAGAAAUUUCAGGCGAAAGAAGCUGAGAUGUUGAAGGAUGCUGAUGAAAGGAAGAAGAGUGUCUUGAAGGAGAGGAGAGAGGCGAUAGCGAGAGAAAGGCGAGUGGUGAGAGAAGCGAAGAGUCGCGUCGAGGAAGCGAGGGCGGAGGAUGAGAAAAUAAUAGCAGAGUUGAAGAGAGUGAGUGAGCAGGUUCAAUCGGACAUGAGGGAGGAGUUCGAGGAACGGAUCAGAAAGUUGAGGGGCGAGUUCGGAAAGCAAGGAAUGCGAUUAUUUAAAGCAUCAAGAGAGCGAGAGGACCAUUUGAGGGCCCAGCUUGACAAGGAGGUAGAGUUGAGGAGAUCAGUUGAAGAGGAUGCCAAGAAGCAGAUUGACGAGCACCAGGAUCUGGUACAAGAGAUGAAUCAUUUGUCUGAGUGUUUUAGCAUGGAGAAGGCAGGGCGAGAAGAGGACAGAGGUGACGCUUUGAGGGAGAAAGCAGGACUAGACAGCCUGAUUGAGCAGCAGAGAGAAGAGUUUCAGAAGUACAGGAAUGCCAUGGAAACGGAGAAACACCAACGAGAAUGUGUAUCAGAUGCAGAAAGGAAAAACAUGGUCAUUAUGUUCGAGGUCAAAAUGACAGAUAUGUCUGCCAGACAGGCUACUCUUGAACACCAGCUAAAGGAGUCCGAUGCCAAGCGGAGGGAAGGAGCGUUGACAAUGUUCGUCGACCAAGAGCGAUAUGAAGAGGCAAAGACAAAGGCUGCUGAAGAACAUGACCAGUUGGUGGAACUGAUCGGCUCGUACAGGACAGCAAUGGGUGAUUUAGAGACGAAACAGGCGGAUAAGCUCCGCGUGGUAGAAGCACGGCGACAGAUAGAUGAGCUGAAAAGAACCUUAGAGAGGAAGAAGCUCUCUGGUAUGGUUGAAGAGUUCAGGGCGAAAUGCAUAGAUCAGGAGAUGAGGCAUGAACAGGAAUGUCGUGAGCUAGAGGCUGCUUGGGAGGAGGAGAGAGACGCCUGGGUUGAGAAAUAUAACAGCAUGAAGGCAGAACUGGAGCUGACGAAGAUGGCCUACGAUAUGGAACUAGAAAGUGAGAAAGAGAAGCGACUUGAGGAGAAGUCAAGUUCGUUUGAGAAGCGUGCGCAGCUUAUAAGGGUGAUCAAAGAGUACAAGGUGUUGUUUAAGGAGUUGAAGAGUAGCCACGAGCAGGAACAGAGUCAACUGAAAGGCACCUGUGAGGAGAGAUUUGUAGAGCAGGAAAAACGGCACGAGGUUGUCCUGGCAGGGUUAGAAAUACAAUGGCAAGACUUUGAGAGGUGCGUGAAGGACGAGGUCGAUCGUUGCGAGGGACUUGAAAGAGAGAUGGCGGAGUUACGGAGGAAGAGAGAAUGGCAGAGGAUUGGUACCGACUGCUGCGUGGCUAUCAUGAAAAGACAUCACAAGGUUGACUUGGAUGAUUGGAGAUGCAGACUGGAGGACUGCGAGCGCGAGACGAGUGUCGCGAGGAACAGAAGCACGGUACUAUUGAAGAGUAUUGAAAUACAAGAAGCUGCAGACGCAGCGCGGACAAACAACCACAAGACAGAAAUUGAGCAGCUGACCCGCCGGGUUGAAACAUCCGAAAGUGAGCAAAGUGUGGCAAACGCCAGGGCAAGCUUCUACUUGGAGAAGCUGAGGCGUACGGAUCAGGCACUAAAGAACACCUACGGUGUCCACCAGGAAAGUCUGAACGAGGCCAAUCAGAAGAGGAUGGAGCUGAUUCGAGAGUUUGAGGAGGAGCGCGCAGAACUGAAGGCCCAGGUUGUGAAGAAAGUUGACGACUUAGCCCAGGAGGAAGAGCGACUUCAACAGAGUGAGACGGACUUGGGGUCGAGGGAAAGAGAUGUGAUGCAGUUGGAGAGGACGUUAGCUGCUCGUGAAGAGAACUUUCAAGAAAGGAAGGUGAUGAUGAUUGAUGGAUUAGCGGACCUUUCCAAGCAAGACAUGGAUUUGAAAAGAAUGCAGGAGAAAUUGAAACAAGAGGAGGUGAAUAUCUUGAGGAUGAAGGAAGACUUUGUGACGGAGAAAGGUAUAAUGGACGCGAGGGUAGCAGAGAUAAAGAAGGAGAAUGACAGACUACAGGACAUGGUGAUUGAUAUGGAGCAGAGUGAAAAGGAAGCAAGACUGAACCUGGAGAGUGCGCGGGAGGUUCCAGACCGGCUGCCAAUUGACCGAAGUUUCGGCGAGCUGACUGACACAAAGGAGCAAUUUGAGGCAUUGCAGAAGCAGCUCACUGAGCAGGAGUGGUACUUCCUCGCGCGGGAAGGGGAGUUCCAGGAGGCUAAGGUCGAGAUCAACCGGUACAGAAAGAGGGAGGAGAAGAUUAAGUUGUUGGAGCUCGAGCUGCAGGAGAAGAAGACUGGGCUGCAGAAGAUGGAGAUGACCGUGAGAGCCAAGGAGGCCAACAUCCACUGCACGAUGUUGGAGGUUGAUGGUAUACGACAGACUCUCAGUAUGGACAGGCGAUAUAAAGCUAGGAGGAAUAGGGGCUGUCAAGCAACGCAGGAGAAUAUAGCGGCCGAUCUGGAGGCGGUAAAUGGCAUGAGCGUGCAGUGCGGAGAUGAGGUGAUGGAACAACAAAAUCAAACGACAAACAUUGAAGAAAUCACCAACGAUAUCAAAGUGCCAAAAGAGGAUGAGAAAUCGCUUCAAGAGAUGGAGAGCAGACGAUCCAAGGUGGUCAUACAUUACAAUCUGGAUGAAGACGCUUGCGUGGAGAAGGAGGAAUCGGAUACAAAACCUGUCGGAAUACAGAAAUGCUACCGCUCGGUGCUGGAUCAGGUCUACCAAGGACCCCAGUUUGCACACCCAAGUGACCGUAUGGCGCAUCCUAACUUCCGUCGCGGGCCACCUCCUCCGAACUUCUACCGCCCGCCGCCACCUGGUUACCAUCCAAUGCGACCACACCCCGCUGGGAGACCACAUCCUCGCAUGGGACCAACUCCACCGUACGGACCCCGACCACACGGUCCAAACUAUGGGCCACUUCAUCCGCGAGGACCGCGGCCAGGAUUUUAUAGACCACCGCAUGGCCCGUACGGACAGCCACCGCAUAACGGCGCUAGGAGAGAGCAUCCAUCAAGGGAGGACCCACGCUAG